UGAGGUUGUAAAUUCAAACCUGCGCGUGGUAGGUACUUUCACAGGAAUGGGUUGCAGUGCUCUGAAACUCAAUCUGCCUGUAAUUGUCACUAUUUGUUUGAUAAGUGUCAUAUAUGGUGGCAGAGUAAAGCGAAAUGUUGUCGAAUUUGGUGAUAUGGUAGGUGCAGUCACUGGCAGAGACCCAUCGGACUUUUAUGGAUAUGGACAUUACUGUGGCGUGGGUGGUCGUGGCGUAGUUUUAGACCCUAUUGACUCAUGCUGCGCACAACAUGACGACUGUUACGGUGACCAGAAAGUAGCACACUGUGGUAUAUAUUUGCCGAAAUAUUCGUGGUUUCUCAGCGACAUGGGAAUAACUUGUAGUGACGCACCAGAAGAUUUUUGCAGACGCCAUCUUUGUGAAUGCGAUAGGAGAUGCGCUGAAUGCUUUGCAGAAAACAACGAGUUUUACGAACCCUCUUUACUCAGGUCAAUCCAUAAAAUUGCCAACCGACUCUUUCAUAUUCUUGAUCCGGCUUUACAUUUCUUCACGCAUAAGUGACUUUAUGAGGAUCGAACUGUAUACACAAAUGAUUAUUUUUUUGUUUUUUGUUUUUCAAUUUCAAAUACUUUGAUUUUGUUGGCAUUGAAUUUGCUUUCUUGGUAAUAGCUACAUAUCUGUAAAAAAUAUUUAUUUGUUAACGUUUAAAUUAUUAAUGACUGUAUAUUGUUGAGUGUUUUUUUGUAGUGUUUAGUAUUUAUAUUGUUUUUCCUUUAUAAAAGUUCACCGCAAGA
Molecule: messenger RNA, 774 nt
Organism: Mytilus californianus (California mussel)
Lineage: Eukaryota; Metazoa; Mollusca; Bivalvia; Mytilida; Mytilidae
Product: acidic phospholipase A2 Cc1-PLA2-like
Exons: 5
Coding region: 47-541 (164 amino acids)
Biological process (GO): arachidonate secretion; lipid catabolic process; phospholipid metabolic process
Molecular function (GO): calcium ion binding; A2-type glycerophospholipase activity
Source: RefSeq, a predicted model, not a curated record